Messenger RNA from Symsagittifera roscoffensis, 2752 nucleotides. Its product is annotated as WD repeat-containing protein 37-like. The record is from RefSeq and is a predicted model, not a curated record. The transcript is spliced from 7 exons. Gene Ontology annotation, molecular function: protein binding. Bases 6 to 1928 code for a protein of 640 amino acids. NCBI's taxonomy places the organism in Eukaryota, Metazoa, Xenacoelomorpha, Acoela, Convolutidae.
AAAAAAUGAAUCAAAUGCAGCAACAGCAGUUUAAUUCUUCCGAUAUCAACUCAAAUAACAACAAUAACGCCAACUUCUGUUUACCAACUGGACAUCCGAAUGCCAAUGUGUACUCAGACGAGAACAAUCUCGAACCGAUUUCGAGUCGGUCAUCCCACGUGACAACUGAAUCGUGCACUCCAGUGUCGAAUGUAGUUGUGAGCAAUAAUAACAUGAGUCAUACGAGCAGUGUCUUGCCCCAGGUGGCGCCUUCUAUGCCAAACAGCGCCGCCUUGACAUCCUCAGCCGACCAGAAAUCAAAACUGAGAGUGGCUCAGCGAACGAAGACAGGUAUCAACAAGAUAGUGUCCACAUUCAAGGCAGGCACUCUGGACGCAGUGAACUCUGGAGCGAUUGUGGCUGGCAUUUCCAACCGCGCCACAGGAGGAGGCAGCAACUCCUCAGUGGCCAAAACAUCCACAGUGUACAGUGGCCAUGCAGAUAGUGUCUGGGAUGUGGACUGGCAUUGGGGUCAGGAUUGCGACGUCAUCGCAUCCGCAUCAUCAGAUCGGACAGUGAAAUUGUGGUUGCCUGGUUGUGGAUCACAAGCAGUGUACAGCUACACGGGACACCAGGGUAGUGUGAACUCAGCCAGACUGCAUCCAAAGGAACCCCUGGUGUUGUCAGCCGGAGGGGAUGGAUCCGUGCACAUCUGGAGGUACUCCAAAGAGCGGAUGGUACAGAGGAAGAAUGCGUUCGCAAAUACACGCAAUAUACAAUCAUCAGGAGACGACGAUGUUUUAAUCGACGAUCUACAACUCGAUCCCUUCUUGCAUAACUCUACAACGAACAAUUCAAACUUUGCUCCGAAUGGCGACUUCAACGACGAAAACACGGUCACAAAUGACUGGACACUGCAACCUCCGAUGAUCGUGAAGCAACCAGAAGUUUUAGUGUGCGCUUCUCCGAGUGCGGUCGUUGCAUCAUAUUCAGCAGGAAUAUCUAAUGCGGUCCCGCCGGGCCCCAUAAUGGCGGCUGAGUUUCUGGGAGGAUUGGUGGCUGGGAACGUAGUAGUUUCAGGAGGCUGGGACCAGCACCUGAUAGUGGCAGACGCGCUCACAGGAAGGAUGGUCCGUGUUAAUGAAGGUCACGAGGGCGGGAUUACUAACAUCAGUUGUGCCAGGAGCUCGACGCUCUAUGCAUCCUCUUCCGAAGACAGAACCUUCCGAGUCUGGGACCUGAACAACCCCCAAAAAGUGUUCGUCUGUGAAGGUCACUCGCGGAAAGUGAGGACAGCAGUAUUCUGUGACUCGGUGAUUGGAGGAGCUUCUAGUGAUGUCAUAAGUGGAGGCAGUCCUUUUCCUCACAUUCUCUCUGCGUCAGACGACUGCUCUCUGAAACUGUGGGACCUGCGAAACAUGUCAUCACCUUUGAUAUCUAUCAGGGCCAAUUCGGGGAUCAACAGAUUUGCCGUGCUGUCAUCUCCCUCUGCAGAUGGGACCUCUCCCAACAGUGAGAUGCUGACUGCCUGUCCCCUGGACAACAGAUCCAUUCGCAUCUACUCUCUUUCCCUCUCAACUGCCAGAGCCAGAAGGGUGGCUUCCAUUCCCGCUUCCGGAACUGGGUCCAGACUCGCCCACUCCACCAGCUCCGCAUCCAAUCAGAGGACAUCUAGCAGCAGCAGCCGUUCAUCCAGGCACCAAAACUCCAACUCCUUCCACGCCAGAAUGGUCACCUCAGUGGCAUGGAGUUCAUGUGGUCGCAAACUGGUAUCUGUUUCUAUAGACGGUGCUAUGGUCGAAUGGAAACUGACAAAAAACUCAUCAAAGCAGUCAACCAAUAGCCAACCGAACAACUCUAAUAACAAUGAACCGGUUAAUAAUUUCUCUCCUUAUGCCAGUACUAACCAGGGAUCUUCCGGAUAUUACGGAACGGCUCUGGCAAAGUAAGAGAAGCUCAGAAGUUAAUGCUUGGUGCUGGUCAGUUAAUAUGAUAAACUCACUGAGUUUUUAGUCCAAUCUUAGUUUAUCAACUCUAAUUUAUUGUACAAUGUAAAUAACAAGCUGACGAUGUUUUGUAGUUUUACUCUAAUCGUAUUUAUAGUCGAGGAGACGAACGGAUUGUAUUUUUACACAUGAAUUUGAAACUUUUGAAUGCCGAUCUAUUUUUCCUUAAAAAAAUUCAAUAUUUAUGACCCUAAACAUGAUGAUGCAUAUGUAAAUUAAAUUAUAGAUUGCGAUAUUUUCCGAUAAAUUUACAUCCAAAGAGCACCGUUUAAUACAUACAAAAAAUCUUCCAGUGGAAAUCAUUGUAGCUCGUCGCUGAUUCUCCCAUUUUUCAACUGCCAGCCUCUUCAAAAAACAAUUAGUGAGUCAAGUAUUUUCAGCGUGGCUACUUGUUUUGUAAAAAUCCAUCCACAAGUUUUAUUUUUGUUAGUUCUGUUUAACUUGAAUUUUGACAGUUAAAAUUUUGAUUUAAAACUUAGAUCUUGCAAUAUAUAUUGCUAUUUAUGCAGUGAAAAGUCAAUCAUUCAGAGCGUGCAGUCAAGUGAGCAGUUUUAGGAUAUAGCUUUGUUUGCUGAUAAAAACGGAUUGCAAAUCUGAUGAAAACGUGCAGAGGAAAUAAAAAUGUUUGGCGAGCAAGGCUUACAGAUAUUUGGGUUCACCGGCAAUUUUGAAGUAUCUAUUCGAUGCGUAAUUGAUUGAAGCAAUGCAGUAAUCUGAUGACAAUUUCUUACAAAUAUUUUAAAUUAAAUUAAUUUUUGCAGUUUUAA